GCAGAACUAUUUUGCGUCACCUCAGAGACGGCAGUUAAUGGAGUAAUGCGGUCACGCCAAAACGAUAAUGUUAGGGACAAACGGGGCCGUAGCGGAUUCAAAGUGGAUUUAUUAAAAGCGUGAUAUUGCACCGGGUGCAGAUACAUGGUAUCAGACUACUAUGACCGCAGAAGCAUAGGUUUAUGCGCAGUAAUUGGCUCGUGUGCAGCUGACUCGCCGUGUCAACACAAAGGCCUAUGUAGCUUGUUAGCAUUAGUUCACCAGCUAGUUAGCUUUAACGCCAACCUCAGCUGUUAGCAAACUAACAGGCGUGCCAUUUGAAUGUUUUUACUGUAGCCCAGUUAAUCUGCUCAGCCUACAAGACAGCAUUGAGGUAUUUGUUGCCCUUCUGCGAUAAUGGCGGAACAGGGUGCGGUGGUCUCGCAGCAGAAUUUGGACAGGAGCUGCUGGGUGUGCUUCGCCACAGACGAGGACGACCGCACAGCAGAGUGGGUGCGCCCGUGUCGCUGCCGCGGCUCCACCAAGUGGGUCCACCAGUCCUGUCUGCAGCGCUGGGUGGACGAGAAGCAGCGGGGGAACAGCACGGCACGUGUGGCCUGCCCACAAUGCAACGCUGAAUACCUCAUCGUCUUUCCCAAACUGGGUCCCGUGGUCUACGUGCUGGACCUGGCCGACCGGCUCAUCUCUAAGGCGGGCCCCUUCGCUGCUGCAGGCAUCAUGGUGGGCUCCAUCUACUGGACCGCCGUCACGUACGGAGCCGUCACCGUCAUGCAGGUGGUGGGCCAUAAGGAGGGUCUGGACGUCAUGGAGCGGGCGGACCCCCUGUUCCUGCUCAUCGGCCUGCCCACCAUCCCCGUCAUGCUGAUCCUCGGCAAGAUGAUCCGCUGGGAGGACUACGUGCUGCGCCUGUGGAGGAAGUACUGCAACAAGCUGCAGAUCCUCAACAGCAUCUUCCCAGGGAUUGGCUGCCCUGUCCCCCGUAUCCCGGCGGAGGCCAGCCCCCUGGCGGACCACGUCUCUGCCACCCGCAUCCUGUGUGGUGCGCUGGUCUUCCCCACCAUCGCCACCAUCGUGGGGAAGCUGAUGUUCAGCAGCGUCAACUCCAACCUGCAGAGGACCAUCCUGGGAGGAAUCGCCUUCGUGGCCAUCAAGGGGGCGUUCAAGGUCUACUUCAAGCAGCAGCAGUACCAGAGACAAGCCCACCGCAAGAUCCUCGACUUCCCCGAGUCGGAGGAGGCCUGAGGCAGUCGGACAAAACAGACUCGGGAUCAGUGUCACCCUUCACCUCCCACUCCUCCCACUCCUCCCUUAUCCUCACCCCUCCUGGAGUGACGCUCAGUGCGAGGCCCCCCCACCCUCCGCUUCAUGAAUUCAAACUGUUGACGCUGCGGUGGAGGAAGAGAGGAAGAGAGGAAGAGAGGAAGAGAGGAAGAGAGGAAGAGAGGAAGAGAGGAAGAGAGGAAGAGAGGAAGAGAGGAAGAGAGGGAGAGGAAGAGAGGAAGACGAGGAGACAGAGGAGCAUGUUAGCAGUCGGCGUGACUGCCAAUAACUAAUACUUAUUGUAACAUAACUGUAUUUUAAAGAUAAAGAAAUGCGGGGCAUGUGUAAUUAAAGACUUUUAUAAUUAUAAUAAAUGAUUGUUUUAUGAUUAUUUUGAAGAGAUCCCUUCGCAAUUGUGGAGGAAUAAAGUCAGAGGGGUAUAGAAUGUAUAGAAUGUAUGGACCAAUGAGACGUGAAUCAUUCUGCAGGAGACGAGUCCUGAUGAUGAGCCCCUGCUUUAUGUGAGGACUGUUUGAUCUCCUCUCAUGCCUUCAGUGUUCAUCGUCUGCAGCUUCACAAACACUCAAUGUUCUUUCUAAAGCUUCACAGCACUGCCCGUGUUUCCGUGGAGCCCGUUGCCAUGACGCCGUCUCUAACAGAUGGGUGGAUAUUAUGGACGCUUGUCUUUUCAGAGAUUUUUACAACGACCGGAUGUUGGAAUGAAAGCAUCUCUGAAGCUACAUGAGCUACAUUCAUUUACUGAGAUGUUGCUGAACUAUUCAGUCUGAACUGAUCCCAGGUCAGACUGAGGCUCUCAGGAAAUUACUAUGAAGAAAUGGAAUCGGACACUAUUCAUUGAGAACGGCUGAUGUCAGGACACCUACAGGAAAUUAAAGCGUUGGUGCAACCAAAUAACAAGUCACAUUUUCUCCCUCUACAGAUGUAUCUUCAUGCCUCAAUGCCUUUUCAAAGUUUCUAUGGAAGCCUUGAGGCUCAAGAGAAGUGAUAUGAAUACUUCUCUCCUGUGCUUAUGACUUAGGAAAUAAAAGCUGUAUUUCAGGAAAUAUAUUAAAAAUCUUUAAAAUGGGUGGUGAACAAAUAUUUGCCAAGAUAAUAUAAAGAGUAACUUUUGUUAUUGGGUAAAAAGAUUUUAGGAAUGUAUUCAGUAAAAAAAAUAAAAGCUUUUAAAGGACGUCUACACUCAUAGGGGAAUAUCAGUUCUGAUUGGUCAGUGCUUUCGUUUGAAUGCUCCUACAAAAUUUGAGGUUGCAUUGAAAAUAUUAAAACCUGGACAAAUAGUGUGAAAAUGUGUCUUAUGAAAUGAACAUAGCACAACAGUAAGUGGUUUAAAUCAUGUGAUUAACUAUUUCACUUUAUGUGGUAGUUUGUGCACAAUCUGACCAGCUGCUGUUUCCUGCCUCAGAGGAGCUGGAAACAUCAGUGUGUGAUGGGCGCACACACGCCUCCAGUGGUUCCACCAUCAGUUCUCCACUCUGCCAAAAGAGACUUCCUGUCUAUGGUAUCGUUUUAUCUGUGAAUAAACGUCUUUUUCCAAG
Trematomus bernacchii (emerald rockcod) is the source of this 2816-nucleotide messenger RNA. RefSeq names its product membrane-associated ring finger (C3HC4) 5 (gene marchf5). The transcript is spliced from 6 exons. Gene Ontology annotation, molecular function: zinc ion binding. Bases 397 to 1242 code for a protein of 281 amino acids. NCBI's taxonomy places the organism in Eukaryota, Metazoa, Chordata, Actinopteri, Perciformes, Nototheniidae. The record is from RefSeq and is a predicted model, not a curated record.